AUGAUGAAGUUUGUGUUGUUCGCUGUCGUGCUGGCGUGCUGUGCCUACGUGUGCAUGGCACAACAAGGACGAGGUGUCUACUGCGGUCGUCGGCUCUCCGAAAUGUUGGCGAACCUGUGCUGGGGCCCUGAGCUCAACAAGCGCAGCUGGUGGGUGCCACCUGCGGGCGCGCUGGCUGGCAUGCGCGGCAAGCGCGGGCCUGUCGAUGAAUGCUGCGAGAAGUCCUGCACUAUUGAUGAACUAAUGAUGUACUGCUAG
Spodoptera littoralis (African cotton leafworm) is the source of this 258-nucleotide messenger RNA. NCBI's taxonomy places the organism in Eukaryota, Metazoa, Arthropoda, Insecta, Lepidoptera, Noctuidae. The record is from the annotation of a GenBank genome assembly.